UUUUCCCCGUUCGCACGGUCCCCGUCGCGGCACACCGAUUUUUUCGCGACGACCGGAAUUUCGCGUGAACGGACGUUCGGUGCGCAAAAAAAUCGCCGGCGCGUACUUUCAGAGAUAUCCGAGCUGACGGUUUCCGUUUCGACAGUUUUCGCCUGGCAUGGCGGACGCCUGCCUCUGACCCAAGCCGAUACGAACGUCUCACCGCAACUUCGAUAAUUAUUUUCUCUAUCUUCCCGCACUCUGGCGCUUCCGAAUCCACCAGAAUAUCGAAGCAGAUUUUUCCCCGCAUCCGAUAGACACCGUGGACCGCGUCUCCGACCGCCACCCACCGCGGAAUUAAAUCUGGGUUGUCUCUCAUUCGUCUGUGCUUCACGCCGUUGAUCUCAAAAUUAUUUUAAGUUUCUAUAUUUGUUUAUUACAACAACAAUGUCCGACGACGCUUCAUCGACGAAACGCGGACGCAAGUCCAACGCCGAGAAAGCCGAGAAGGUCGACGCCAAGAAGCGCGGCAGGAAAGAGGUGAAGCCGGCUGAAAGCGGUGAUAACGAUGCCGACGGUCCUACGCCGGCGAAGAGGGGACGUGGUAGGCCUAGAGGAUCCACCAAGAAGAAGGCCGUCGUAGCCAAACCCAAAGGCAAAUCUACAGGUCGUCGUGGCAGACCAAAGAAGGAGGAACCAAAAGACUCUGCGGACGAAGACGGCGAGGAGAACGAUGUAAAUGAAGACGAGGAUGAUUAAGUGUGUUCGUUUAAAUAUUUUUCAAUACAUAAAAUAAUAACAGCAGCAAGAGAAGAAGAAUAACAAAAGGAAACAAACAUUAUUUUCGAUAUGAUUGAAGGUCGCCGUUCUUUAAUGACGAGUGUUCUUGAAUCUCUUCGUGUGCCAUCAGAUACAAAAUUCAUUUAUAUAUAUUAAAAAAAAAACGAAACGAAACCAAACUGAAUGCAAACGACAUCGUCGCGACUUUUGAUCAUAUCCACGAUCAUUUUAUAAUUAUUACAAACAAAAAAAAUAGUAUAUAUAUAUAUUGUAAGUUUAAAAAAA
This is a messenger RNA of Nicrophorus vespilloides, 1044 nucleotides long. RefSeq names its product chromosomal protein D1 (gene D1). The transcript has 3 exons. Gene Ontology annotation, molecular function: DNA binding. The record is from RefSeq and is a predicted model, not a curated record. NCBI's taxonomy places the organism in Eukaryota, Metazoa, Arthropoda, Insecta, Coleoptera, Silphidae. Bases 427 to 738 code for a protein of 103 amino acids. Gene Ontology annotation, biological process: regulation of DNA-templated transcription.